AUGCCGGACGGAGAUGAGAAAGAGACAGAUGUGAACAUGUGGUCCCCUGACAAGGAUCGCAAUGACAAAGUGCAGGGAAUAGAGCGGAAAUCAACGGUCGAGGACUUACAGGACAAGCUGCAAGUCGCCUUGUCGGCCCUGGAUGAGACCAAAGGAGCCCUGGAUGCUGCGCAGAAGCGUGUGUCCGAGUUGGAAUCCUCCGUGGCUCAGCCAGCCGAGGAGGAGAAGCCCGCGCCGGUGGAUUGCCGAAUAGAGACCUUGAAGGCCUUCAUGGCCUUCCUGGUCGUAGUUGCAGUGGAAGUCCUCUACUUUGUAGUCAUCCUCGACGAACGUGCCAAAUUUGGCGAUGUGAGCUGUGCUGGCAUUGCCUCCGUCGCCCUGAGGAGCUGUGAGCUCUGUGGCGAUGGCACACUGGUCAUGCCAGUAGGUGGUGACUACGAAAAGUCGUGGCCUGCAGUGUGGCUUGGACUUGUGGUUGGUUCUGGCGGUUUGGAGGUUGGUAUCAUUUGCGACGAGUUUAUGGCGGCGAUUGAGAAGAUCACCAGCAGUAAACGCUCCAAGUGGAUAACAAACCCAGCCGGCAUCUCCUCCGUCUGUAUCUCAGCGCUCGCGCACGGGGAGGUCCGGAGGAUCGAGAAGUACCAGGUCUUCUGUUUCACCUGUGCCGCCUCAGUGCUGGCUUACGUGUGGAUGCUGGUUGUUCUGGCCGGGAUCACACCUGACCGAGUGGAUCUUGCGGAAGGAGUGACAACCUUAGCCUUCUUCUUCGUCUUCCUGGCGAUUGCCUUUUUCUUGGACAAGCAGUUCUCCAAAGAAGGGGUAGAUCCCGAUGUGGCGGAGGUGCACAAACAGCUGGAAGCGCGUUUUGGUCAGUCCGUGUCUUUGGAAGGAGUUCGAGCGAUGAUGAGGACGCAGGGCAAGAAGCCGCCCAUCGAAGCCCGAAACACGAAGAACGAGGCCAAAGGCCAAAUUCUGCGACUCUCCACUGGGGGGAAGAAGCAGCCAAGUAUCUUUGCGUAUGGCUUCCUCGAGUCCGAGGUAGUCUGUUACGAGAGCGAUGGCUUCGCGAGCCUGCAAAUUGCAGCCUUGAACGGGCCACAUCCAUCACCCGUACGCAUCAAGUAUCGCACACGGAAUGGAAUGGCAAAGGCAGGAAAGCGGUAUCACCAGAAAUCUGGUGUCUUGCAUUUCGUGCCCGAGCAAGACAAGCAGGAACUUAGGAUACCACUGAUGGGGGCAAGAGGUCCUCCUGAAGAAUUCUAUGUGGAGCUGACAGAGAUCAAAGCAGAAGGAGUCGACGGGAAAAAGACCCCACCGAUUCUGGCACAAAGUGGCGGCUGUUUGGUUUGGGUCAUCUCAAAUCCCGAGGAUGAUGGCGGAUCACCGCGCGGCCACACUACAGUGAUGCUAUCUCCAACCAGCGACGCAGGUACGGAGUCCAAAAGGUCGCAUUUGGCUGCUGUGCCCAGUGAGAACGAGCCGGACACCUCUGGGGCGUUAUCAUCAUGCCGAUCGGAAGGCAAAUCAGAGGUGAAGUCGGAAGCCAGGUCGGAUGCCAGGUCGGAGGCCCGGUCGGAUGCUCUGCAAGGCUCCGAGGAAGAGGAUGAGCCUUUCAGCUGUUCGCACUGGAUGGACAAGGCCAUCGAAGCCUUCUACUGCAACGGCAGCGCAGAGGAGCAAGCGCAGGCUACUGCUUUUGACUGGCUAAUGCACUGCCUGGCGCUGACAUGGAAGAUCGCCUUCAUGAUAGUGCCUCCUCCGUCGCUUCUCGGCGCCUACCCAGCCUUCUUCUGCACCCUCAUCGGGAUAGGCCUAGCAACAGUUGUCAUCAACGAUGCUGCUAGCCUGCUCGGCUGCUCUGUAGGCAUGGCAGAUGACCUCACAGCCAUCACCCUGGUAGCGCUUGGGACCAGUCUUCCUGCUCCGGGGCUGCAGAGCAAGUUUUUUGAGUUGUCCUUCGAUUUCGAGGGGACAGAUCUGUGA
This is a messenger RNA of Symbiodinium pilosum, 1983 nucleotides long. NCBI's taxonomy places the organism in Eukaryota, Dinophyceae, Suessiales, Symbiodiniaceae. The record is from the annotation of a GenBank genome assembly.